This is a messenger RNA of Lynx canadensis (Canada lynx), 9333 nucleotides long. RefSeq names its product roundabout guidance receptor 2 (gene ROBO2). The record is from RefSeq and is a predicted model, not a curated record. The transcript is spliced from 30 exons. The coding region runs from base 716 to 5440 and encodes 1574 amino acids. Gene Ontology annotation, molecular function: protein binding. NCBI's taxonomy places the organism in Eukaryota, Metazoa, Chordata, Mammalia, Carnivora, Felidae.
CGCUGCCUCAGCCCUGCCCCUCGUUCCCUCCCUCCCUUGCAGCCCCACCACGUAGGAGUUCGGAUUCUCCAUCCGAGUCGCCCUGAUUUCCCUUUGCCUCUUUCUGAAGCGGGAGUGGUGGAGGGAGGCAGCGAGGCUGCGAGGGAGAGGCCCGCCAAGUCGGCCCGCCUGCAAAGUGUUGCUUUGACACAUCCUUACUAUGGAAGUUAAGUGAAAAAACUCUGGACGUGGAGCGGCUACCGAGAAGGAGACCGGGCAAGGAAAACCAGUAGGCAGGCCAAUGGUGUUUCGGCAGCGCGCUGGCAAGUUUGUGGAACACUUUCUAGGAAUUAGGUCUUUUUCCUCCCUCUUCAUCUUCUUGACUGCUGAAGAAAGAACUUGGCUUUGGAAGGCAAUGGAGCCUGAGGACAGAGGGUUAGACACACUUGAAUAAUCCCUCCGGCUGGGCUGAAUUUGUGGGAAUUUAGGAAGCCAGAGUGUGGAAAUACAGCAGCCUUUGGAGUGCCCUCUGUUAAUUUGGAUGGAGCUAAAUGUGCCCCAUUCGAGACCUCUCCGCUAACCCCUUCUGAUCUUGCGAUUUGCUCUUCUUGACUUUAAUUAGCAUCUAGGAAAGUCUAAACUUUGGACCUACCUCUUUUUUUGAUACUUAUUUUUGUACUUUUGCUCUCUGGGAUUGGUUUCUUAAAACAAUCUGGAUCCUUUUUAAUAUGUCAAAAUGAGUCGGCUGAUGUUUACACAACUACUGCUCUGUGGAUUUUUAUAUGUUCGGGUUGAUGGAUCUCGUCUUCGCCAGGAAGACUUCCCGCCACGGAUUGUGGAGCACCCUUCAGAUGUCAUUGUCUCUAAGGGAGAGCCCACCACUUUGAACUGUAAGGCAGAGGGCCGGCCAACGCCCACCAUUGAGUGGUACAAGGAUGGUGAGCGGGUGGAGACUGACAAGGAUGAUCCCCGGUCUCACAGGAUGCUUCUGCCCAGCGGGUCCUUAUUCUUCUUGCGCAUUGUACAUGGGCGCAGAAGCAAACCUGAUGAAGGAAGCUACGUUUGUGUUGCAAGGAACUAUCUCGGUGAAGCAGUGAGUCGAAAUGCAUCUCUGGAAGUGGCAUUGUUACGAGAUGACUUCCGGCAAAAUCCCACAGAUGUUGUAGUGGCAGCUGGAGAGCCCGCAAUCCUGGAGUGCCAACCUCCCAGGGGACAUCCAGAACCCACCAUCUACUGGAAAAAAGACAAAGUUCGAAUUGAUGACAAGGAAGAAAGAAUAAGUAUUCGUGGUGGAAAACUGAUGAUCUCCAACACGAGGAAAAGCGAUGCAGGGAUGUAUACCUGUGUUGGCACCAAUAUGGUGGGAGAAAGAGACAGUGAUCCAGCAGAACUGACUGUCUUUGAACGACCCACAUUUCUCAGGAGGCCAAUUAACCAGGUGGUGCUGGAGGAAGAAGCUGUAGAAUUUCGUUGUCAGGUCCAGGGAGAUCCUCAACCAACUGUGCGGUGGAAAAAGGAUGAUGCAGACUUGCCAAGAGGAAGGUAUGACAUCAAAGAUGAUUAUACUCUGAGAAUUAAAAAGGCCAUGAGUACAGAUGAAGGCACCUAUAUGUGUAUUGCUGAGAAUCGGGUUGGAAAAGUGGAAGCCUCUGCUUCUCUCACAGUCCGAGCUCGCCCUGUUGCUCCUCCACAGUUUGUGGUUAGGCCAAGAGAUCAGAUUGUUGCUCAAGGUCGAACAGUGACAUUUCCUUGUGAAACUAAAGGAAACCCCCAGCCAGCUGUUUUUUGGCAAAAAGAAGGCAGCCAGAACUUGCUUUUCCCAAACCAACCCCAGCAACCCAACAGUAGAUGCUCUGUUUCGCCAACUGGAGACCUCACAAUAACCAACAUUCAGCGAUCGGACGCGGGUUAUUAUAUCUGCCAGGCCCUAACUGUGGCUGGAAGCAUUUUAGCAAAAGCUCAACUGGAAGUUACUGAUGUUUUGACAGAUAGACCUCCACCCAUAAUUCUACAAGGCCCGGCCAACCAAACACUAGCAGUAGAUGGUACAGCGUUACUGAAAUGUAAAGCAACUGGUGACCCUCUUCCUGUAAUUAGCUGGUUAAAGGAGGGAUUUACUUUUCUGGGUAGAGAUCCAAGAGCAACUAUACAAGAACAAGGAACAUUGCAGAUUAAGAAUUUACGGAUUUCUGAUACUGGUACUUAUACUUGUGUGGCUACAAGUUCAAGUGGGGAGACUUCCUGGAGUGCUGUGCUGGAUGUGACUGACUCUGGAGCAACAAUCAGUAAAAAUUAUGAUUUAAGUGACCUGCCAGGGCCACCAUCCAAACCACAGGUCACUGAUGUUACUAAGAACAGUGUCACCUUGUCCUGGCAACCAGGUACCCCUGGAGCCUUUCCAGCAAGUGCAUAUAUCAUUGAGGCUUUCAGCCAAUCCGUGAGCAAUAGCUGGCAGACAGUGGCAAACCAUGUGAAGACCACCCUCUUUACAGUGAGAGGCCUGCGGCCCAACACGAUCUAUUUAUUCAUGGUCAGAGCAAUCAACCCCCAAGGUCUGAGCGACCCGAGCCCCAUGUCAGAUCCUGUGCGCACACAAGAUAUCAGCCCACCAGCACAAGGAGUGGACCAUAGACAAGUACAGAAAGAACUGGGAGAUGUCAUUGUCCGUCUCCAUACUCCAGUUGUGUUGACUCCCACCACUGUUCAAGUCACGUGGACGGUUGAUCGCCAGCCCCAGUUUAUUCAAGGCUAUCGAGUGAUGUAUCGUCAGACUUCAGGCCUGCAGGCUACAUCAGCAUGGCAGAAUUUAGAUGCCAAAGUCCCAACCGAGAGAAGCGCUGUCUUAGUCAACCUGAAAAAGGGGGUGACUUACGAAAUUAAAGUUCGACCAUAUUUUAAUGAGUUCCAGGGAAUGGAUAGUGAAUCUAAAAUAGUUCGUACUACUGAAGAAGCCCCAAGUGCCCCUCCACAAUCUGUCACUGUGCUGACAGUUGGAAGCCACAAUAGCACAAGUAUUAGUGUUUCCUGGGAUCCUCCUCCUCCAGACCAUCAGAAUGGAAUUAUCCAAGAAUACAAGAUCUGGUGUCUGGGGAAUGAAACGCGAUUCCAUAUCAACAAAACUGUGGAUGCAGCCAUUCGAUCUGUCAUAAUUGGUGGAUUAUUCCCAGGUAUUCAAUACCGGGUAGAGGUUGCAGCUAGUACCAGUGCAGGGAUUGGAGUAAAAAGUGAACCGCAGCCGAUAAUAAUUGGGGGACGUAAUGAAGUUGUCAUUACUGAAAACAAUAACAGCAUAACUGAACAAAUCACUGAUGUUGUGAAGCAACCAGCCUUUAUAGCUGGUAUUGGUGGUGCCUGCUGGGUAAUCUUGAUGGGUUUUAGCAUCUGGUUGUAUUGGCGAAGAAAGAAGAGAAAGGGACUCAGUAAUUAUGCUGUUACAUUUCAAAGAGGAGAUGGAGGACUAAUGAGCAAUGGGAGCCGUCCUGGUCUUCUAAAUGCUGGUGAUCCCAGUUAUCCAUGGCUUGCAGAUUCGUGGCCAGCCACGAGUUUACCAGUAAACAAUAGCAAUAGUGGCCCGAAUGAGAUUGGGAAUUUUGGACGUGGAGAUGUGCUGCCACCAGUUCCAGGCCAAGGGGAUAAAACAGCAACAAUGCUCUCAGAUGGAGCCAUUUAUAGCAGCAUUGACUUCACGACCAAAACCACUUACAACAGUUCCAGCCAGAUAACACAGGCUACCCCAUAUGCCACAACACAGAUCUUGCAUUCCAAUAGCAUACAUGAAUUGGCCGUCGAUCUGCCUGACCCACAAUGGAAAAGCUCGAUUCAGCAAAAAACAGAUCUGAUGGGAUUUGGUUAUUCUCUACCUGAUCAGAACAAAGGUAACAAUGCCUUACUUUACAUCCCUGACUACCGAUUGGCUGAGGGAUUGUCUAAUAGAAUGCCACACAACCAGUCACAGGAUUUCAGCACCACCAGCUCUCACAACAGCUCAGAGAGGAGUGGCAGUCUCUCAGGUGGGAAAGGUGGAAAAAAGAAGAAAACUAAAAACUCUUCUAAACCUCAGAAAAACAAUGGAUCGACCUGGGCCAAUGUUCCUCUACCUCCUCCCCCGGUCCAGCCCCUUCCUGGAACAGAGCUGGAACACUACGCAGUGGAACAGCAAGAAAAUGGUUAUGACAGCGAUAGCUGGUGUCCUCCAUUACCCGUGCAAACAUACUUACACCAGGGUAUGGAAGAUGAACUGGAAGAAGAUGAUGAUCGUGUCCCGACACCUCCAGUCCGAGGCGUGGCUUCUUCGCCUGCUAUUUCCUUUGGACAGCAGUCCACUGCAACCCUCACUCCAUCCCCACGGGAAGAGAUGCAGCCCAUGCUGCAGGCUCACCUGGACGAGCUGACCAGAGCCUAUCAGUUUGAUAUAGCAAAGCAAACAUGGCACAUUCAAAGCAAUAAUCAACCUCCACAGCCCCCGGUUCCACCAUUAGGUUACAUGUCCGGAGCCUUGAUUUCCGAUUUGGAAACAGAUGUUCCAGAUGAUGAUGCUGAUGAUGAGGAAGAAGCUUUAGAAAUCCCCAGGCCCCUGAGGGCACUAGAGCAGACACCCGGAUCCAGUAUGGACAAUCUAGACAGCUCUGUGACAGGUUCAAUGGUAAAUGGAUGGGGCUCUGCAUCUGAUGAGGAUCGUAACUUUUCUAGUCAUAGAUCUAGUGUAGGUAGCUCCUCAGAUGGCUCCAUCUUUGCCAGCGGCAGCUUUGCACAAGCACUGGUGGCAGCAGCAGAUAAAGCUGGUUUUAGGCUGGAUGGAACCAGCCUUACAAGAACAGGCAAAGCUUUUACCUCCUCUCAAAGACCUCGACCAACCAGCCCAUUUUCUACUGACAGUAAUACCAGUGCAGCCCUGAGUCAGAGUCAGAGGCCUCGGCCCACUAAAAAACACAAGGGAGGGAGAAUGGACCAACAACCAGCAUUGCCUCAUCGAAGGGAAGGAAUGACAGACGAUCUUCCACCACCACCAGAUCCCCCUCCAGGUCAGGGUUUAAGGCAGCAAAUAGGCCCGAGCCAGCAUGCUGGUAACGUGGAAACCUCAACAGAGAGAAAAGGAAGCUCUCUGGAGACACCACAAGCAUCCACCUUAGAAGACACAAAGAGCUCAUUGGAUUGUCCAGCUAGAGCAUCCCUAGAGUGGCAGCGACAAACCCAAGAAUGGAUAAACUCCACAGAGCGCCAAGAAGAUAUACGGAAAGCCCUACACAAACAAAGUGUUGGAUCAGAGGAGACAUUGGUGCCCUACAGCAAGCCCAGUUUCCCAUCUCCAGGAGGUCACAGCUCAUCAGGAACAGCUUCUUCUAAAGGAUCCACUGGACCUAGGAAAGCCGAGGCUUUGAGGGGAAGUCACCAGCGCAAUGCCAGCGACCUUCUUGACAUAGGAUACAUGGGCUCAAAUAGUCAAGGACAGUUUACAGAGUAACUGAGAGGAGACAUGCAAAGCUGCUCUGAAGGACCACCAGGUCUGAACUCAUGGAAGUGAUGACACUAAACAGUGCAAUGAACAAUUUCUUUAUUUAUGUACUAUUAAAAGACUGUAAAUGCAAUGUAAAGACACACAGCCACACAUAUCCCACAGAUAUUUUACUUGUGUUCUUCUCUUAAGUACACCACCCACCUUAACUCUUUCUUGUCAGGAGUAUAUACAAAAGAAAGAAAACAAAACUCGCCCUCCAGGAAGAAAAGGAUUUUCCUCUGUAUAUAAUUUCUUUUGUGCGUUGCUAUGCAAGCUCACUCUUUUUAGCUCUGUUCAUACUAUUGUCUGUUUUUAUUGGUCUGUUGUACUAUAUGUGAAUUAAUAGGCUGUGGUGCCAUAUAUUAACUUUUAAUUGUGUAACUUUUAUGUUUAAAUUUUGCACUGCAAUUUUAUUUGGUGAUAAGCACAAAUCUCUACUCCUCGUGACAUGAAGAACAAGACUGAAUGUGAAGGGAGUUUCUGUACUGUAAGCUAGGCUGGAUAUGCUGGUUGGAACCAAUCAUGUGAGAUGGUUUGCAGUUGGGGUGUAGAAACAGGAAGAUGCAAAGGAACAGUGGUGUUGGCGAAGUCUUCCUUGAGUACCAGGGACUGAGUCAAUAAAAAGAAAAGCAGAAAGGUGGCUUUUACUAUUGACAAAAUGCAGGGGUCAAAGAAGGAAAUCUAAGUCUUAAGGCUAAAUAGGUAUUAAAAUACACAGGUAGCAAAGAUGUACUAAACUCGCUAAAAAGAGAAAGAAGAAGAAAAUGAAAAUGAAAGUUACAUGUAGCAUCAACUUUACCUGUCAUUGUAAUUGACCCAUCUGAGAAUUAUAACAAGCAAAAGGAAAUGAAGGUGUUUCGCAAGAGCUGUGUUUGUAUUACAGUGUUUUCAAGAAGCAUUUUCUGAAUUACCAUAAUUAAUCUCUCCAACUCAUUAAGUCAGGAUCUAAUAUGAAGUUCCCCAAGGAAACAAACAAAAUGAACUCUAGAAUAUCUAGCAAAUAGUUAAAGAGGCAAUUUAUUAUUAGGACAUACUCGGGCUGCUUCCAAAUGCAAAAACUCUAUUGCAAUAUCUUGUUUCAUCUUUCUGAUACAUGUUCAGUACACACUAGAGGAUAGAGCUGCAUCGCUUAAAUUUAUGACUUUGAAAAAAAUCAUGCAGUCUAUAGACAAUUCUGUGUUUUGUUUGACUAAGAGGUGAAGUUCAUGCCACCAGAUGUAUAGCCAAAUUGUAAGUGCUUAAAAAGCAGUGCUCAGAGUAUGUUCAGUUCACAGUAAGUAGAUUUAUCGAAAGAAACAUUUUAUGGUACAGUCUCAGAAAUUGGCUACCGACUAAAAUAUGUUUGACCCAUUUUGAAUGAGUAAAUUGAAAAGAAAAAUUUUAAAGGAGAAACAAUGCAUGUUUAUACGCUUUUUAAAUAAAACCAAACCUCGUUAAGUGGACAUUAAUCACAGUGUCCUGCCUCAUUUGUUGUCACGACUUUGAGAACAAGAAAUUCCUGAACAUCAGUCAUGUAUGGUCAAAAUGAAUAUGGCUUCGAAAUAUAUGUAGCCACUGUAUGUGAAUAGUGAAGCAGUCCAGUAGAAGAAAACUUCCCUGAAAUUCCCACUUGUGACAUUUUUCCAUGUGCUGCCUACAACAGCUGUAAAUUCGACUUCUAGUUAUACUUUCUCAUGUUUUCCCUAUGAUGUGCUCAGUAGUUGUACUCUGAAAAAUAUUCGAUGUAACGAUUAGAAUCAAUCGUAAAAUAUGGGACCCGCUUGAGUGAUGAUUCAUACUCCAUGCAUUAUUGGCUCAGUCACCAAUUCUAUGUCAUAUUUGUAAUAGCAAAGGGAUAACAUAAUUUGAUUUUUCCCUUUUUUGUUUCCUGAGACUGCAUCAAGACAGGCAAGAGUGGAGGAAACUAAUGUUCUUUAUGGGCCCCAAUGUUUUUGGUGCCAUGUGGUUCAUUUCUUCACUGAAGAGAAAAAAACUAUUCUGAAACAUACUUAUUAAAUGCUGUAGCAACUUCCUAUAAUCAGUGCCUGAUUUGAAUGCAGUUUGGUUUCUCUGGGUCAGAUUGUCCACGGAAGGUGAAAAGUUUCUGUGAAGAAUGAGUAAACAUUCACAACAGUAGGAUGUGAGGUAUUUAAUUUCUACUUAUGCAGUUCCCUACUUCACCUCUUUCCGUUUAAAAACAAAGUUUUGUUCGUGUUCCCUCUUUAUGCUAUUCUAUAACCCACUUUAGAUUAAAGCUUUAGUUCAUUACAUUUAUUACACAUAGACUUUGUACCCUGGUAAAAGGUGUAUGUGACUAAUAAACCAAGACUUCAAAAUUAGAUUACGUGUAUGCAAGUGACUUCGGGAAUAACGUAGGACAUAGCCUUAAACCUUCUUAUUUUCAGUGUAUAAAAAUUAACUGUUCUGGUUAGCUUUUGGCAACAGCGACCUUAUGGUUGGUUACCUAGAAUGUUCUUUUAGAAUAUUCCACAUACCCUUUUAAAUCUAAUUUUAAAUAAAUUGGUCAGUAAAAUCUUGCACCCAAUAUAUCAUCCUCACAGAUUUAGAACAAGAUCAAAUGCUGUGGCAAUCCAAAUGACUUCAGGAAUCCUGGGAAAAAAAUCAAAAGCUUUUGACAACUUGGUAUAUGUAAAAAGCUUCUAAUCAGCAUAAGUCAGAAUGUCGUUAAAGAAAUACAAACAUGUAUGAGAAUGUCAUUUUUUUCAUUUUGUAGCCCAGUCGAUGAAUGUCAUUAGAAAUCACUGAGCUCACUCUUCUUCAGGUCUAAACAAGGCCUGUAUAAGUUGUCAGAGGGAAAUCUGGAUGAAAGAGAAUGUAAACUUAUCUCACACUCACAGGCAAUGCCACGGUGCAGCCAGGCCCUGAACAAUACAGCUCCAUUCUCAACGCGCAAAGUCUCCAUUGGGGAAAUGCCCAUCAGUGUCCCAGCUCAGGAAUGCCUCAGUGUGUGCAGAGAGAGUCGCCCCACCCCUCCCAGAUCUUUUCCAUGAUGUAUUUAAAGUGGGAUAGUCCAGGGACUUGACAACAAUGGAUUCCUUCAUAGGAUUCGAACUCAGUACAAGGGAGCAUAUAGGAAAAUCAAGACCAACACUUAAGAUGUCAUAUAACCAAAGGGAAGUAAAAAUGUUGCACGUAUACUUGCUCUAACAAAACAGAUAAAAUGGUGUUCUUUGUCAUAGUUUAAUGCUCUGGGAAUUUAAAUAUAUCUUCAAUGGGAUUCAAGUUGAAAGUUUAUAUGAGCUUUGAUAGAACACCUCCAAUUUCUGUUCAACAAAUUUAGGUAAUUGUCCAUUGACAACAUAAUUAUAACAAUGCCGACGAGCUCUAAACUGUGGUUUAUCUUCGCCACUGGAAAGUGAUUGUGUAUCAGUAUUAAAGAUAUGCAGAUCCAUGACAUUCACUAAUUUGUACAUCUGCUUCUGUACAUUGUAUUUAUCAAGUUACAUGCCAAGAAUUGGUGUAAAGCAACAUGUCUUUCCACAUUAUCUUAGAGAUGAAGUUACUUUUAUUUUGCUUCUCUAUAAUGUGUACUUCAAAUGGAACCCCGUACCUUUUUUAAAUGAAUUUCAGUUUACUGAUUUUUCUUAUCUCAUUUUCAAAAUCAUUUAUUGUGACUUUAAAGUGUUGCAAGAUAAGGGAUUUUGUGGCCGUGGGUAGACUUUUUAUACUUUGUUUUAUAGAUUGACUUUUUUUUAACUAGUUUGUUUAAGUCACCAAACAGCGUCCAAAAUCUUAAUGUGUUUCAUUUGAUGUUGUUAGACCAGAAAAGAAAUUGGCAUAAAAUUGGUUAAUAGUAUUGUCAAAGAAUUGUGUAUUGUGUACUCACUGGGAAAAAAUAAAAUAUAUUCACAUUUCAAAUU